This is a messenger RNA of Myripristis murdjan (pinecone soldierfish), 1621 nucleotides long. It is a transcript of the gene hirip3, whose product is annotated as HIRA interacting protein 3. NCBI's taxonomy places the organism in Eukaryota, Metazoa, Chordata, Actinopteri, Holocentriformes, Holocentridae. Bases 79 to 1404 code for a protein of 441 amino acids. Gene Ontology annotation, cellular component: nucleus. The transcript has 8 exons. The record is from RefSeq and is a predicted model, not a curated record.
UCAUUUCCGGCAGCGUUUGACCCGCUCCCGCCCGCCCGCCAGAGAGUUUGACAAGUAGAGCCAGCAGCAGCAGUAAACAUGGAGCCGGAGGACGAAGUACACAUCAAACUGUUUGUGAGCCGUCAACUGAGGGACGCGCCAGACCUCAGUACCCUGACUUUAGGCAUUUUAAAGCAGCGGUAUUUGGCAUCUGUGGACCGUGACUCCUUAAGUCCAGAGGCCAAGAAACUUAUGAAAAAGGUGCUUAUAGAGGAACUGAUGAAAAUGCAGGACAGUGGCAAAGAUGGCAGUGAGUCAGAGACUCCAGCUGUGAUGCCACACCAAAAAAAGAGGAAGAGGGAAAAGGACACUGAGCCCCUGAGCAGUGGAGGAGAGGCUGAUGACAAUGAAUCCAAGGCAAAGAAAUUGCGUCAUCAAUCAAAUUCAUCAGAAGAGGAUGAAAAACAGGACCACAAAACAGGAAGUGAGGAGAAUGGAGAUGAAGAACAAAUAAACAAAGUUGGAGAUGAUGAGCAAAAGGUGAGAGGAUCACAGGAAAACAAAAAUGGAGACAGUGAAGAAGAGAAUAACAGUGAAGAUGAGAAAUCAGAAGAGGAAAUGAAAGAAUCCAAAAAAAGCAAAAAAGGUAAAGUAUUUUCAGACAGUAGUUCUGAUGAUGACCAAAAACAAAGUGUAGAAAAAACCAAAAAGAACAGAGUGAAAAAAGGCCAGAAUGCCAGCAAGGGAGAGAAAACUUCAUCACAGCAAGAUGGAGACGCUGAAGUCAACACUGAAGGAAGCAGCAGUGAGUCCUCAGAAGAUGAUGAUGAAAAAGGUGAAGGGAAGGAAGAGAUGGAGAAGAAAAAUGACGAGGAUUCAUCAUCACUCCAGUCUCUGGAAGAUGAACAGGAGAAUGGGACAGAAAAACCACAAACUGGCAAAAAGAAGAAAUCCACAAAAACAGAGGACAGGAAAAAUAUCCCUAAAGAAAAUAAGGAUGACAAUAAAGCUGUGGUGAGGCUGAAGCGCUACAUCUACCUCUGCGGUGUGAGGCGGAAUUUCAGCAAGCUCCUCGGUGGCUGUCGCUCUGUUCGCGCGAUGGUGAACACUCUGAAGAAGGAGCUCGAAGACCUCGGCGUGCAAGGUGCUCCAUCUAUUAAGAAAUGCAAAGAGGUCCGACGUCUGAGGGAAGAAGCUAAAGAAAUAGCUGAGCUUGAUGUCGGAAACAUCAUUUCCACACAAGGUCGACCUAAACGAAGAGCAGCGUUAGCGUGGCAGGGACAGCGUGUGCCUGAGUCCUCUCCGUAUCAGCGCACGUUGAACUCUUCCUGCAGCGACGAGGACAGCCACACAGGCCGAGGGGGCAGACGAGCAGCAGACUGGAGCAACCUGCAGGGCAUCAUCAGCGAUGAAGACAGCGACUGACAGGGACACUCGAGUACCGAUGUUCCACCUGGACUCUGACAUUCCUUGACCUUUUGUAAAUGUUACCGUGAUAUUGAAGGACAGACUUACAAACCUUUUAAUAACAUGGCCUGAGAACACACGGUGCACUUCAUUUACAUGGCUUUACUGAUAAGAACUAGUUUUGUUAAUCGUUGUCAAUUUCUUAAAUUUUUCUAAUAAAAGAGAUUUAUAUGAA